Molecule: messenger RNA, 2810 nt
Organism: Hemiscyllium ocellatum (epaulette shark)
Lineage: Eukaryota; Metazoa; Chordata; Chondrichthyes; Orectolobiformes; Hemiscylliidae
Product: inosine-5'-monophosphate dehydrogenase 1
Exons: 14
Coding region: 173-1828 (551 amino acids)
Biological process (GO): GTP biosynthetic process
Cellular component (GO): cytoplasm
Molecular function (GO): IMP dehydrogenase activity
Source: RefSeq, a predicted model, not a curated record
CGGUGAACAGGGGGCUGGGGUAUCCGUGCACGCGCACGCGGGCCGGGGUCGCGAGCCCAGGCGUGCCCGAGCCGGCAGGCAGGCCCCGCCCCGUGUGGGCCCGCGGGUUUCACUCGCGCUCUCCCUCAUUCUGACGGCCUGUUCCCCUUCUCUCUCUCUGUGUCUCUGCAGCAUGGCCGACUACCUCAUCAGCGGCGGUACCGGCUAUGUGCCCGAGGACGGUCUCACCGCGCAGAUACUGUUCGCCUCCUCCGACGGACUCACCUACAAUGACUUCCUGAUUCUUCCUGGUUUUAUUGACUUCGCUGCUGAUGAAGUGGACCUGACUUCAGCUCUGACCAAGAAAAUUACCCUGAAGACUCCUCUUGUCUCCUCUCCUAUGGACACCGUGACAGAAUCUAGCAUGGCGAUUGCUAUGGGGUUAAUGGGUGGAAUUGGCUUCAUCCACCAUAACUGUACCCCAGAGUUUCAAGCUAAUGAGGUUCGGAAAGUUAAGAAGUUCGAGCAGGGCUUCAUCACUGACCCAGUGGUGAUGAGCCUCCACCACACAGUUGGUGACGUAUUCGAAGCAAAAUUACGGCAUGGCUUCUCAGGAAUCCCAGUCACAGAAACAGGAAAGAUGGGAAGCAAGCUAAUGGGGAUUGUCACCUCGCGGGAUAUUGACUUCCUAUCAGAGAAGGAUUAUGACACGGCCCUGAAUGAGGUGAUGACAAAGCGGGAAGAUCUGGUUGUUGCUCCAGCUGGUGUAACACUCAAGGAAGCCAAUGAAAUUUUACAACGCAGCAAAAAAGGGAAGUUGCUGAUUGUUAAUGACAUGGAUGAGCUGGUCUCCAUAAUUGCACGGACAGACCUAAAGAAGAACCGCGAUUACCCGCUGGCCUCGAAAGACUCGAGGAAGCAGCUGCUCUGUGGUGCAGCUAUUGGAACACGAGAGGAUGAUAAAUACCGGCUAGACCUCUUGAUGCAGGCUGGGGUGGAUGUUGUUGUGUUGGAUUCAUCCCAAGGAAACUCUGUCUUCCAGAUAAAUAUGAUCCGUUACAUUAAACAGAAGUACCCAGAGUUGCAGGUUGUUGGUGGAAAUGUGGUGACUGCAGCACAAGCCAAGAAUCUGAUUGAUGCGGGAGUGGACGCUUUACGGGUCGGCAUGGGCUGUGGCUCAAUCUGCAUCACUCAGGAAGUUAUGGCAUGUGGCAGACCUCAGGGGACCGCAGUAUACAAAGUGGCAGAGUAUGCUCGCCGAUUUGGGGUGCCAGUCAUUGCUGAUGGUGGAAUUCAGACAGUUGGACAUGUGGUGAAAGCUCUGGCUUUAGGCGCUUCAACGGUGAUGAUGGGUUCAUUACUAGCUGCAACCACAGAGGCCCCGGGUGAGUACUUCUUCUCAGAUGGCGUUAGGUUGAAGAAAUACCGUGGCAUGGGAUCCUUGGAUGCAAUGGAGAAAAACACAAACAGUCAGAAACGUUACUUCAGUGAAGGUGAUAAAGUGAAAGUGGCCCAGGGAGUGUCAGGAUCAAUUCAAGACAAGGGUUCAAUCCAGAAAUUUGCACCUUACCUGAUUGCAGGGAUUCAGCAUGGUUGCCAGGACAUCGGAGCCAAGAGUCUUUCCAUCCUAAGGUCAAUGAUGUACUCGGGUGAAUUGAAGUUUGAAAAAAGAACCAUCUCCGCUCAGUUACGAGAAGCGGCUUUACUGAAGAAGGAGGUGUUGCCCACCAGGCUGUGGCUCCCAACGUUCCCUCCCCAUUGGCCGUUAAACCUCUCAGGCGUCCCUGACCACCUUCCUAUGUCCCUCACGCAGAGGCAACAGCCCCGCUCCAUGCCUCCUGGCUUGUGAUGCACAAUUCCUUUAUCUUUGAUUUUGGAUUUUUGUUACUUGGAGCCGUGAAGAAUGUAGCAAGAGGAAAAGCAGCAAUAUCACCACUGCACCCAGAGAAAAUGCGCGAGUUCUCAAUGUUAUUUACUCUGUCUUUUCCCAUGGCCAGGAAAUGAGCCUGAUAUAUAGCUAUUUAUAGCAAGAUUUCACUGAGUUUCACUGAACAGACUUGAACUGCAACUUCCUUUUUUGUCGCCAGAAGUAUUCGUAUUUUUGUUUAAAAUGUAUGGAGGGGGUUGCGAAGAAAUCAGAUUCUUUCUCCGUUCCCAAAAAAAGUGUCACUAAGAAAUGGAAGCAGUGAGAUCCUAGUUUACAUGAUUACAUUCCCAAUGUUGCAUACAUGACAUUUGAUACAGUUCUGCAAUGGAUGGAAGCGAUUUAAUUUUUUUUCUCCUUUUUCAACUAGCUCCCUGACCUAUGGGAGAAAGUGAGAAUGUUGUGUUAGGGUCUAGAAUACGCUGGGAGGCAGUUUUUGCUGUUCAAAUGCCCAGGGCAGGCUGACCCUAUUGAAGUCCCACUUCCUUGGAUCAGGGAGAGUUGUGGACACUGCUUUGGAACUGCUCUCAUCACCAAAGGAAGUGUGAACUUAUCCUGGGAUGGCUCUAAACAGUAUCUCAUGGGUAAUGUCCCAGUUCUGUUUGAGGUAUGGGAAAUUCCUAUAAAAAUAACUGUUCUGAAUAAAGUUCACCUCUUUCCAAUUUCAGCAUAUGAAAGCUGUUUUCCACUUCAACCCCUUGCUCCACUAAGCAAUCCAAAUCCAGUUCCAUGUCUACAGAUGAAAGUUGAGAUCCUUUUAAGUUUGUUACCGCAAGUGUAUACUCAGCAGAGCUAAAUGUGGAUUAGAAAUGCUUCUGCCACUUCCUGUUGAGUGAAACUUGUUGCGAAAUCUGACAAUGAUGCCUGUAAAGAAUGAAAUUUAAUAAAGCAAUUUGGUUUUAAGGAA